Trichomonas vaginalis G3 is the source of this 3102-nucleotide messenger RNA. Its product is annotated as antigen BSP-related family. Bases 1 to 3102 code for a protein of 1033 amino acids. The transcript has a single exon. Lineage: Eukaryota; Parabasalia; Trichomonadida; Trichomonadidae. The record is from RefSeq and is a predicted model, not a curated record.
AUGCUUCAUAAAUUUUGUUUUUACUCAUUAUUAGAUCUAUGCAUAAAGAUCUCAUUAGAUCCUGUAUAUAAGGAAAGCGAUCAAUCAUUAGAAAUCACAAAACAACAAGAUUUACUCCAAGACGUUCUUCUUCCGUAUAUUCAAAAUCAUUCUGUUCAGAGAAUGAUAAUUAAAGGUGAAGAAAUUUCCAAACUCUACAGACUCGACGUUUUUGAUUUAAUUCCAAAAUUUGAAUUUAAUGCAAAAAACAUUACUAAAAUUCCGAAUUAUUGCUUUUCAAAUCUUCUUAACUUAAACACGAUCGUUUUAGGUACUCAUGUCAAAGAAAUUGGAUUUUAUUGUUUUGCAAAUACUAGUUUGAUAUCAAUAAAUACAGAAUCUAUAAUAUCAAUAGGCGAGUGUGCUUUUUACAAGUGUUCAAAACUUGAAAACAUUGAUUUAACUUCCGCACAGUUCAUUGGUGAUUUUGCUUUUUCCGAAUCUGGUCUCACAGAAGUGAAUGUUCCCAAUCUACAUAGUUUGGGUUACCAAUUCUAUAAUUGUUCAAAAUUAACGAAACUUGAAGGUUUUGAUUUAAUACCAGGUACACGCUUUACAGACAAAUUGGACCUUACCUCAAUUACAUCUUUGCAGUUUGAUCUAGUUACAGAUGAUUUUUAUAUGAGAUCAAUUGUUAAUUUGACAGUUACUGGAAAUAUUCAAAUCAAAAACCCUUGCCCAAAUUUAGAAACAAUAAUCCUCACAGAUACACAUCGUGAAUAUUUAAGUGUUAAAAAUCAACCAAAACUCAAAAGUAUCAUUAUCAAUGGCCAAAAUGACCAUAAUCUUUUUCCAAAUAAUCCCUGCUUAGUAACCAUUGAAGGUUCUAAUAUCAUUAAUGUUUUAGAGGAAUAUGCUUUUGCAUCAUGCACAUCUUUAAGACGCAUAGACCUUCCAUUAAUAAAUGUAUUCUGGGAUUAUUGCUUUUUUAAUUGCAUCAAUUUGGAGGAAAUUGGAGGCUUACUAGAACCACGAGAUAGAGAUCAUAAAGUUAUCCUAGGAAAUCAAGUAUUUAAGUAUUGCUGGAAAUUCCAUCAAAUAAAAGAAUAUAAUAGUGAUGUUUUUCAAACAUACGCACCAGGACUCCCAGAAGUCAGUGAGUUUUGUUUUGCUUAUAGUGGACUCACUACGAUAAAAUUUACUAGUUGGUAUUUUUCCGCUGAUUUUGAUAUGGAUUCAAUACAUUUUGGCUUUUCUUUUAUAGGCUGCAAAAAUUUGCAAAGUGUUGAUCUUACAAGUGUUGGAGAUCUAGGAGAGAGUUAUAUGUUUAAAGACUGUGUAAGUCUUACUGAACUAAAAUUAGAGCGUGAAAUAGAUUUCAUUGGUUAUUAUGCAUUUGAAAAUAGUAAAAUAAACGAAUUAAUAAUAGGUAAUAAAUUUCAAAUAAACUAUUAUUAUCCUAUUAAUUUUGGUAAAUAUAACAUAAAUGAAAACGUAAACUUUAACAUAAUAGCUCCCAGUCAAUAUGAUUAUCCAGAUGAACAUUUUUCUGCUUAUGUUACUCCUUUCUGGAAUACAAAAAUAACAAAAAUUACUUUUAGAAAUUAUCUCAAUUCUUUCUCUCUCAAAUAUUUCCCCAAUUCAACAAUUAAUGAAAUUCAUUGUGAUGAUAGCAAUUAUUUUAUAUAUGAAGAUGGUAUUCUUUAUAACAAUGGUAAAACUAAGAUAUUUGCGUUUCUAAAGCAUGGUUCCAAUUCCUUUACAAUUCCAGAAAGCGUUAAUGAAAUACAGCCAUUUGCUUUUGCCUGUAGUUCGUUAACUUCAUUGACAAUUCCAAGUCGAAUAACAGUUGUUGAUGGUAUUUUUGCAUUUUGUCAUGAGUUAAAAGAAGUAACAUUUGAGGGUUUAAUAACAAAACUGGGAGAUGAUACAUUUUCUCAUUGUUAUAAAUUGGAAAAAAUUAACUUUAAUGGAGGAGCAAAUCUCCUCUCCAUCGGCAAAUAUUGUUUCUGUUGCUGUUAUUCAUUAUCUAGUUUCCCUUCUUUCGAAAAUGUCAAUUCAAUUGAUGAAUAUUCAUUCUCCUUUUGUCCUAAAUUAAGCACAUUUAAUUCUCAAGUGAUCACCGAGAUUGGAGCAUUCAGUUUCUGGAAUUCAGGUUUACAAUUAAUAACAGCAAACAACUUGCAAACUAUUAACGAAAAUGCUUUUAACGGAUCAAUGAUAGAAGAGUUCACAUGUCCAAAUGAUUUGGUUUUAAUUAAGAAAUACGCAUUUUCAAAUUGUCGUCGUUUGACUAAAUUUGUAUUCAAUGGCAAGAUAACAGAGAUUAAUAUUCUUACUUUCUUCAACACAUCAUUAGGAAGAAUCAAAAUCCCAAAUAAUAUUGUUUCAAUUAGUUCACAUGCAUUCGUAUGCUCAUUUGACAUCGAAUUUGAAUUUGAAGAAGGUGGACAUCCAAUAUUUGAUGCGAUCAAUAAUUCAUUUUUUGAGAAAGAUUCUGGAAUAUUAUUAUUCACUUAUGGAACGAUAACCGGAGCAUAUCGAAUUCCAGACAAAAUUGAAUAUAUAGAUCCUCGCACGCUUUAUUCAGAAAGGCUUGUAACUUCUGAUGGAAUAGUCAUCAAAAAAGGAGUUUCAGUAUUAAUUAUUCCAAAAUCUUAUAAAGGUCCACACAGAUUCAGUGAUGACAACGCUGAUAUCUCUCAGGAUCUUCAGACACAUUUGAGUUAUUUUUGUUCCGAAUCAGAAAAACUAUUUGAAUUGCGUCAAAAUGGUGUUGAUGUCAUUGAGAAUACGGAGCUUAAUAAAGAUGGUGUUUGCAAUGAUAGUAUUGAUCAAUCCCAAAAAGAAAUCGUUUUUGAAGCUGAAGACGGAAAUUAUCCAAAGGGAGUUAAAUACGCUGAUGAUAUAUAUAUCAAUGACGCAGUUAGUGUAUUUAUCGAGCAACAAAAAGAAUGGGAGUACAGAUAUUAUUUUCCAAUUAACCAAAAGAAGUUAGAUUCCAAAAUAUCUUUUGAUAUCCAUUCAAAUUUAAUUCAAUAUCUAUUUGCUUUAUUAUUCAUACUUACAGUUAUUUUAAUCGCUCUAAUUAUCAUAUUUGUUUCGUAUAUAAAAGAAAAUUAA